AUGGCUAACUGUUACCAGGCCGUCUUCAAAUACUACUUCAUGUGGCAGUAUGCAAAGGCAUCAUGGAAAGAGAUGAGCAUGUGGAUGCGUCUUCCAUGGCACCCAAAUAUCGUUUCCUUCGAUCGAGUCGUCAUCGAUGAGCUCAACGGUAGCGUCGUUGGAUUCAACAGCAUCCACGUUCCAGGAGGUAAUGUGGAAGACAACAAGUCGCAUGUUUUCAAGAUGAAAUGGCUGCAUCAGCUUAUCAAGGUUGUGGACGAGCUGAACCUCAUAUACGGCAUCUCACACCAAGACAUUGCUCCACGAAAUCUCUUGGUCAACGAAGUGACAGACUCAAUUAUGCUUUUUGACUUUAAUUUUGCAGCCCGCAUCAACCAUCCACCUGAAGAAGGAGAGGCGUAUGACGAGACCAGGAAUGAUAUCAAGGGAGUGAUAUUUACUGCCUUUGAGAUUAUUACUCAGGAUGACAGGAUCCGGAGCAUGCCUCACGAAGAUCAAAACAUCGAUGACCUGGGGUUAGAAUGGGUAAAGCACCCGGAUGUGACGCUGGACCAUCCAGUUGAGUCAUAUCAGAUUUUGUUGCAAGAAUGGAAAAAGCGAAGGGCAGAACAUGUUUAUCGGGCCAAAGAUGCAAGAUCCAUUGACUGGCCGUCAAUGUCGAAGCCACCGCAGAAGUCAUAUCGCGCGACAACUGUGAAUAGGGAGUCACUUGAUACGAUGGUGGAUAACUUCUACGAGAGACGACAGUCUAUAUGGGCUAGAGGUGAACGAGGUUCAAUUCUGCUUGCGUCUGUGUACUUGCAUCUCAGAAGCCAACAAGUGGACUCUGACAGGGCAUGGGUCGCCAUGUAUAGCCAGUCGCAACGUAAGGUCUCGGCGGCUGAGUGA
Molecule: messenger RNA, 888 nt
Organism: Fusarium graminearum PH-1
Lineage: Eukaryota; Fungi; Ascomycota; Sordariomycetes; Hypocreales; Nectriaceae
Exons: 2
Coding region: 1-888 (295 amino acids)
Biological process (GO): protein phosphorylation
Molecular function (GO): ATP binding; protein kinase activity
Source: RefSeq, a predicted model, not a curated record